AUGGGGUCAUUUCCCUUGGCUGAGUUCCCAUUACGUGACAUUCCUGUUCCAUUUAGCUACCGUGUGACCGGUGACAUAGAUUCUCCAAACGGUGUUGGUGCACUUAUUGGUGCCGCUGGCACUCAUCGAAACUCUGGCACAACUAACAUAGUUGAUGCUCAGAAUAAUGAAGAAGAUAUCAGUGAGCACCAGAGGAAGAGAGCGGCUGAUUCUGGCGAAUCUACUCCCGAAAACGAUGAUUUUAAAAGAGCAAAACAUAACAAUCACAAAACAUUUCAUCAAGUUAACCUUCAGAGCGCUGGAGCACCAUCUAUGGACGAUGAUAGCGUGCAUGACUUAUUAGAUAUAUCCAAUGGUACAAAAAAACUUCUGAUGUCCACGGACGAUACAUCCGCUGCAUCCUCUACCUUAGGUGUAAACAUGGGGGUGGCACCUCAUAGUGUUGCUGCUCCUAAUGCCACUAAUGUGGUAACAACAACUGAAAGUGAUGUCAAUAUUAAUAACAAUAUCAGUAAUAGUGCUAUCAACAAUAACAAUCCUAUUGAAGAAGGAGCACUGCCGUUAUCACCCACGGCUUCCUCUCCAGGUACUACAACCCCUUUAGCCAAAACUAUGAAAAGUGUCAAUAAUAAUAAUAAUAUCACUGACUUGAUAGAAUCUAAAGAUUCUUUCAUUUCUCCUGAAUACCUUUCUGAUGAAAUUUUAACUGCAAUAAACAAUAACUUACCUCACGCAUAUUUCAAAAACUUGUUGUUUAGGUUAGUCGCGAACAUGGAUAGGAGUGAGUUAUCCGAUUUAGGGACUUUAAUCAAAGACAAUCUGAAGAGAGACCUAAUAACAUCUUUGCCUUUCGAAAUAAGUUUGAAAAUAUUCAAUUACUUACAGUUUGAAGAUAUUGUAAAUUCACUUGGGGUUUCCCAGAAUUGGAAUAAGAUAAUUAGAAAAUCUACAUCUCUAUGGAAAAAACUUCUGAUAUCCGAAAAUUUUGUGAGCCCAAAAGGUUUUACUUCUUUCAAUCUUAAACUGCUGAAAAAAUACCCAAACCUUUUACAACAGGAUCGACUUAGAUUAGCUUUUCUGGAGAAUAUAUAUAAUUUAAAGAAUUGGUAUAAUCCCAAAUUUUUACCACAAAGGACUACAUUAAGAGGCCAUAUGACAAGCGUUAUUACGUGCUUACAAUUCGAAGAUAAUUAUGUCAUAACUGGGGCAGAUGAUAAAAUGAUAAGAGUCUAUGACGCGAUAAAUAAAAAAUUUCUUCUACAAUUGUCAGGACACGAUGGCGGGGUUUGGGCUUUGAAGUAUUCUCAUGAUGGCAUCUUGGUUAGCGGUUCCACCGAUAGAACGGUGCGGGUUUGGGAUAUUAAAAAAGGCUGUUGUACACAUGUUUUUAAAGGUCAUAACUCCACAGUGAGAUGCCUCGAUAUAGUGGAGUACAAAAAUAACAGAUAUAUUGUUACUGGCUCGAGAGACAAUACUUUGCACGUCUGGAAAUUGCCUAAGGAGGCUUCGGCUAUUGAACAUGGGGAUGAACAUGAUUAUCCAUUGGUAUAUCACACCCCGGAGGAAAAUCCGUAUUUUAUAGGUGUCCUAAGAGGACACAUGGCGUCUGUAAGAACUGUUUCUGGUCACGGUAAUAUAGUUGUUAGUGGCUCCUAUGAUAACACGCUAAUUGUGUGGGAUGUUGCGCAGAUGAAAUGUCUAUAUAUUUUAAGUGGGCAUACAGAUCGUAUUUAUUCUACAAUUUAUGAUCAUGAAAGGAAAAGGUGUAUUUCUGCUAGUAUGGAUACCACUAUUAAAAUCUGGGAUUUAGAAAAUAUUUGGAAUAAUGGAGAAUGUUCUUACGCAACAAACUCUGCCUCUCCAUGCGCGAAAAUACUUGGCGCCAUGUACACGUUGCAAGGUCAUACAGCCUUGGUUGGUUUAUUAAGAUUAUCUGAUAAAUUUUUGGUCAGUGCAGCUGCAGAUGGUACAAUAAGGGGUUGGGAUGCAAACGACUACUCUAGAAAGUUUUGUUACCAUCAUACUAAUCUGAGUGCGAUUACCACAUUUAAUGUAUCGGAUAAUAUUUUGGUAAGUGGUUCGGAAAGUCAGUUCAAUAUUUAUAACCUAAGAAGUGGGAAGCUGGUCCAUGCAAAUAUUCUUAAAGAUGCUGAUCAGAUUUGGUCGGUUAAUUUUAAGGGUGAAACACUUGUUGCAGCAGUUGAAAAAGAUGGACAAAGCUUUCUAGAAAUUCUGGACUUCAGUAAAGCUUCAAAAGUUAAUUACGUUAGCAAUUCUCUAAACUCCUCGUCAUCAUCCUUGGAAUCUAUUUCCACUUCUUUAGGAUUAACAAGGGCUACUAUAAUACCUUAA
Molecule: messenger RNA, 2352 nt
Organism: Saccharomyces mikatae IFO 1815
Lineage: Eukaryota; Fungi; Ascomycota; Saccharomycetes; Saccharomycetales; Saccharomycetaceae
Gene: CDC4
Product: SCF ubiquitin ligase complex subunit CDC4
Exons: 1
Coding region: 1-2352 (783 amino acids)
Biological process (GO): ubiquitin recycling; proteasome-mediated ubiquitin-dependent protein catabolic process
Cellular component (GO): nucleus; cytoplasm
Molecular function (GO): ubiquitin binding
Source: RefSeq, a predicted model, not a curated record